AUGUCGAGCGUCCACCUUGUCCGUGGUCGACGAUGGCUCGGCUGGUAUAACUCGCCCGGGAGCUAUUACGUCGCGAAGAAAUACGGAGUCCUCGCCAAAUCCAGGGUCUGGGAUGGCCUGUAUCCUGGAGUAAACGUCGACCCGACGACAAUGUUGGAAUUGGACGGAAAAGUCGGUCCUCGUUACGUAGCAGCCCAUUCGGGCACUCGUAUGGAAAAAACGGGGCACCUAGCCUAUCUGUUGACCAGCCAUUACAGUGAUCUGGAGGUCGACGAGGUCAUACCCGAUCCUAGCGCCAAAUCGGAGGCGCACAUAACGAUUGCGUCGUUGGAGGAGUUCAAAGAAUUCGAGGGCUACCCCAAACUCCCUGCAGACCACCUUUCACCCUUCGACCCUGUCGCCAUUGUUCCCAUCGCUUUCAGCGUCGGCGCCUCCGUAAUGUGCGCCAUUUUCGGGGAUUGGUACUGCUUUGCAAUGAUCAUGCUGGGAGUCAUCUGCAACGGAGUGUCCUGCUUCGUUAUUGGAUCGGGGGUCCUUAAAAUCAAGCAACCAAACCCUUCACCACACUCACCGCCCGGUGACGGAGUUCUUUUCAAUGCGCCAGGAUCCCGAGUUGUUUUGUUGAAGGGAAGCGAAAAAAUUGUCAGCAGCAUUACCAGGGGAAGAUUUUACCUGGAGUACGAGAGUCAAUCCCAAUAUCACGAUAUUGGCUACAGUUCUGUUGCACUUACGAUGCAGUUCCUUCUCCAACUCUUCAUCGUUCCUCAAGGUCAACUCUUCGGACAAAUCAUGUUCCUUUCGUCUCUCGGGAUCUCCUGGAUAUUUAACGCAUAUUUGGCGUCGGUGGACAGGGAGGAUUUGCAGAAAAGAAUCCUGAUGCGGGUUCUCCUGCAGAAGCCGACAUUUCGAACCGUCGCACUGCCAAAAUGGACGUCGCUUGUUGUGUUUGCUGCCGUCUACCUGCAGGCUAAACCAGAGGGGACAAGGGGAUUAUUGGAGCAAUUGAUUCCGAACGACACGGCAGUCUGGAGAACAGUGAAGAGUGCUGUUGUGGAGGCCAUCGAGAGAAACGAAGACCCCAGCGCAAUUGUGGCCGAACGGAACCUGGACUAUCUUGACAAGCGGGAGAGGGGGUUGCUGGAGGACAUGAUGAAGCAGGCGAGCAUUGGAUACAACGCAGGGAAGGAUUUCAAACUAUAG
Molecule: messenger RNA, 1200 nt
Organism: Cyclocybe aegerita
Lineage: Eukaryota; Fungi; Basidiomycota; Agaricomycetes; Agaricales; Hemipholiotaceae
Source: the annotation of a GenBank genome assembly